Cladocopium goreaui is the source of this 339-nucleotide messenger RNA. Lineage: Eukaryota; Dinophyceae; Suessiales; Symbiodiniaceae. The record is from the annotation of a GenBank genome assembly.
AUGGAUCUCCGCUAUUUGGACAAUUGCUCCAAUGAGGAGCAUUCCAAACUGCAGAGGGACACCAAUCAACUGAUGGCCAGGAGCUUGGGCUUUGGCCUCCUUAGUUCCCGGCUCAAAGCCCCUGCGCGGGGUUUGUUGCUUCCCUCUACCAACGGUGGCAGCCUUCAAGGGCCACUGGUGCGAUACUUUUUCGUUCCUGGUGUGGACCUAGGGCUGGUCUAUUCUCCCAUGCAAAUGGCCCUCAUGAAGGCUAGGGACCCUGGGACCCUGGGUGGGCAGAUGUGGAAAUGGCUGGAUUUUCACAACAUCGCUAUAGAAUGGGUAGGUAAAAUAUUAUGA